This is a messenger RNA of Caenorhabditis briggsae, 1029 nucleotides long. It is a transcript of the gene Cbr-col-52, whose product is annotated as Protein CBR-COL-52. Bases 1 to 1029 code for a protein of 342 amino acids. Lineage: Eukaryota; Metazoa; Nematoda; Chromadorea; Rhabditida; Rhabditidae. The transcript is spliced from 6 exons. The record is from RefSeq and is a predicted model, not a curated record.
AUGACCGAACUCAUUCGAAUGACAAGAAUCGAAGAGGGGCUUGAAGUGACUCCGCGUGUCGAUACAGGACCAUCAACAUCGAUUAUCUAUCCAAACAUGUCUGUUGUUUCCCAACCGCCUCCACUCGAAACGAUUCCUGAAAUUUCGGAACGCGAAAUUCCCAAAAAUAGAUCAAAACCCAAAAAAGCAGUUUUCAAUGAGGAUGGGGAUAUUACGACGAGAAGUUCCACAAGUAAAAAUAGCCAUAACAUUGUUGUACCGCCCAUUUUUAGUGAGACAAACUUUUGGUUUGAAAAGCCCAAUAGAGCGCAUUUGCAGUAUGCAUCCAAUGAGGCUUGGAGGGAAUUGAGUCAUCUGAAACGGGCGAAGCGCUACAACUGCCAAGAAAAGUCGCAAAACUGUCCACCUGGACCACAAGGACCCCAAGGAAAAGCUGGGAGAGACGGAGAACCAGGAGAACCAGGUAUCGAUGGAACCGAUGGAUCAUCAGGAAUCAGUGUAGCUGUGGCUGGAGGUUGUAUCAAAUGUCCUGCAGGGAAACCGGGAAAACGUGGAAAGAAAGGAGAAAUGGGUCGAAAAGGGAAGAAUGGAAAGAAAGGAAUAUCAAUGAAAGCAGUGAUUGGAUCUAUUGGACUAAUGGGAUCAAUAGGAGUUCCUGGAUAUCCUGGAUUUCCAGGUCCACCUGGACCUAUAGGACCUCCUGGAAGAGAUUCUAAUAGAUUUAUUAAUCCCCCUGGUCCACUUGGUCCACCAGGAAGAGAAGGAUAUCAAGGAGCACAGGGACCUGCAGGCUUUGUUUACAACACUGGCCUUGUUGGUCCUGUUGGACUUUCUGGUAGAGAUGGAUUGAAUGGAAAACCUGGAGACACUGGGAAGAUUUUUUUUUCAAAAUUCCAAAAAAACCUCGAAUCUCCCAGAAGCUACAGUAUCCUCCAAGCCAAGGCUCCGCCCCCUUUUUGGGACCACGAACCACAACAAAAGCUCCGCCCCUUUUUUCUGGUCCACUGUUUGCUCAAAUCGGUUCAGUAA